CGCGGUUGGGGACGGUCGCGGUGCCCCGCGGGGACCGCGGGCGGACGCGCCGGGGGGGGCUCGGAGCCGCCGGGCGGGGCUGGGGAUGCCCGGUACCGCUUCCCACUCCCCCCACCCGGGCCGUCCCGCCCGGCGGCCGAAGCCCCCAGUGUGUGUCACCCCACCCCACCCCACGGCGCCACUCGUGUCCCGGCCGGUCGGGGGAAGCCGCGGGGUGGUGCCGCCAGCCGCCGCCAGGGGGCAACACGACGCCAUCCUCCUCCUCGGCGGCGGCAGCGGCCCCUUUAAGGCAGGCGGCGGCCGGAAGUGCUGGCGGCCGAGGCCGCGGCGGCUACUGCGCAUGCUCCCUCCUGCCCGGCCCGUUUCCCCCCCCUUCCAGCCCCCGCGCUCGGCCGCUCGGCGACGCACCGCGGCACCCCGCCACCGCCGGGCUUCAUGUGAGAGAUGGCGAAUGCCGAAGUGAGCGUCCCUGUGGGUGAUGUGGUGGUUGUACCAAGUGACGGAAACGAAGGGGAGAACCCGGAGGAUACCAAAACCCAAGUGAUUUUGCAGCUCCAGCCGGUGCAGCAAGGGAUUUACCAAGAGGGCUCCGAGGCCAGUGCCGCCGUAGUGGCCGUCGAAACCCACACCAUCCACAAGCUAGAAGAAGGGAUCGACCCCAGCACCAUUGAAACGAACGAGGAGAUCGAGAUCGCCUAUCCCAUCACCUGCGGGGAGAGCAAAGCCAUUCUGCUCUGGAAGAAGUUCGUCUGUCCGGGAAUUAAUGUUAAGUGUGUGAAGUUCAAUGACCAACUGAUCAGCCCGAAGCAUUUUGUUCACCUGGCUGGGAAGUCUACCCUAAAGGACUGGAAGAGAGCCAUUCGCCUCGGAGGAAUCAUGCUGAGGAAGAUGAUGGACUCGGGGCAAAUCGACUUCUACCAGCACGACAAAGUUUGCACCAACACCUGUCGAAGCACCAAAUUUGAUCUCCUGAUCAGCAGCGCCAGAGCACCAGUGCCGGGGCAGCAGAGCGUGGUGCAAACUCCUACGUCAGCUGACGGGAGCAUCACCCAGAUUGCGCUGUCGGAGGAGAGCAUGGAGGAGGGGAUCGAGUGGAACUCGGCUCUGACGGCUGCCGUCACCAUGGCCACUGAGGAAGGCAUGAAAAAGGACAUGGAUGAGAUCUCGGAGGACACGCUGAUGUUCUGGAAAGGAAUUGCUGAUGUGGGGCUGAUGGAAGAGGUUGUGUGCAACAUCCAGAAGGAGAUAGAAGAAGUCCUAAGAGGCGUCCAGCAGAGGUUGGGUCAGUCUCCCUUCCAGAUGACAGAUGCUGCAGUCUUGAACAACGUCGCCCACACAUUUGGCCUAAUGGACACAGUCAAGAAAGUUCUGGACAACAGGAAAAACCAGACAGAGCAAGGAGAGGAACAAUUUCUUUACACACUGGCAGACCUGGAGCGGCAGCUGGAAGAGCAGAAGAAACUUGCCAAGGACCAGAAGGCAAAGUCCCAAACCAUCCAGAACGUGGUGCUGAUGCCUGUCAGCGCUCCCAAGCCCCCCAAGAGACCCCGCCUGCAGCGCCCAGCCUCCGCCACCGUCCUCAGCCCCUCCACCCCCAUCCAGCAGCCUCAGUUCACGGUCAUCUCACCCAUCGCUAUCGCACCCGUCGGACAACAGUUCUCUGUGGGCAACAUCCCGGUGGCAACCAUUAGCCAAGGCUCCAGCCCGGUGACUGUUCAUACCUUGCCGUCUGGGUCCCAGCUCUUCCGAUACGCCACCGUGGUGUCCUCCUCCAAGACCAGCUCCUCCGACACGGUCACCCUCCACCCGUCCUCCAGCCUGGCGCUGCUGAGCUCGGCAGCCAUGCAGGACAGCGGAGCCCUGGCGAACGUGGCGGCCGUGGUCAACCCCGUGGAACUGGUGGCCAUGGAGUCUGGCCUCACUUCCACCAUCCAGGCCGUGGAAGGCACCUCGGACGACGGGCAGACCAUCAUAGAGAUCGACCCGGCGCCGGAUCCCGAAGCGGACACGGACGAGUCGGAGGGCAAAGCUGUGAUCCUGGAGACGGAGCUGAGGACUGAGGAGAAAGUGGUGGGAGAUGUGGAGGAUCAUCAGCACCAGGUCCAUAACGUGGAGAUUGUGGUCUUGGAGGACUAGUGGGGAAGGCAAGCAUCAGUUUGGGGAAGAGUUGGGAAUUUGUUUUAUUUUGGGCUUUUUUGUUGAGCAUCUUUGCCAGCCACCCAUUUGUUUCCAUGGAUAUUUUCAUUGUACUGUAUAUUAUAUAUAUAUAAUUUUUUUUUUUUUUU
Phalacrocorax carbo (great cormorant) is the source of this 2285-nucleotide messenger RNA. The record is from RefSeq and is a predicted model, not a curated record. Lineage: Eukaryota; Metazoa; Chordata; Aves; Suliformes; Phalacrocoracidae.